Solanum tuberosum (potato) is the source of this 930-nucleotide messenger RNA. Its product is annotated as protein UXT homolog. Lineage: Eukaryota; Viridiplantae; Streptophyta; Magnoliopsida; Solanales; Solanaceae. Gene Ontology annotation, molecular function: transcription coregulator activity. The record is from RefSeq and is a predicted model, not a curated record. Gene Ontology annotation, biological process: positive regulation of transcription by RNA polymerase II. Bases 118 to 558 code for a protein of 146 amino acids. The transcript has 7 exons. Gene Ontology annotation, cellular component: mediator complex.
CCCUUAUUUCAAUUUUCAUGAGAAGCAAAAAUUUGAAACGAAUUACUCUGUGGAAAGGUGACAAUCGCAGAAAGCUCAAAUUUUGCUGGGAAGCUUCAAUUUUGGACAAGGAUUGCGAUGAACACUAUUAAACAAGAGAAAGUAAGGAGAUUUGAGGAGUUUAUUGAUCGCCGUCUGAAACCAGAUCUUGUUCACGCAAUUGCUGAACGGGACAAGGUCUUUGAACAACAAAAGAUUUUCUCUGAUUUAAGGAGUAAUAUAGAGAAUUUGGAGAAGAACAAUGUAACUAAUCUGAAGACAUUGGUUAAUAUUGGCUCUGAAGUAUACCUGCAAGCUGAUGUCCCAGAUACAACACGCAUAUUUGUUGAUGUUGGACUUGGAUUUCAUGUGGAGUUCACUUGGUCGGAAGCUCUAAAUUAUAUAUCAGCAAGGGAGGAGAAACUAGCUAGGCAAAUAGAGGAAUAUACACGUCUAAUUGCAUCAAUUAAGGCCCAGAUCAAGAUGGUUUGUGAAGGGAUACGUGAGUUGCUCCAGAUUCCGCCAGAACGAGCUUACUAAGGUGUAUAUGUCUUAAAUUUCUAAAGGAGAGGGGAUUUCCCGCGACAAGCGACCCAAAAAGUGAAGAAUGAAGCCAACAUAAUCUUCUAUCCAUUGAAAGAGCUGUGCAAAUUUAAUGUCCAAGGACUUGUUUAUGUGUUCCUUCUUCUUGUUGAAAAAAAAAUCCUUUAGACACUGACAGUGGAAUUGGAACCACACCACCUAGUGACUUGUAUAUUUGUGGUCAAUGCUAAUGCCUAAUUGUGUGUUUCUGUAAAGUUUUAUUUUGUUGAGAUGCAGUAACAUGGACAUGAAUAACCUUGAGUUAGAGGCAGAUUCAACCAUUUGAUGUCUGACCCUCAUUUUAUAUUAUUCAUUUUUGUGGUUGAGUUA